CAAAACUGACCAGCAGGUCUGUCACUUACGGCUGUUCUGAUGCUUUAUAUUCCAUAUAAUUAUGACAUUUAUGUUGUUCUUUUUUGUUUAAAUGUAGCAUUUACAAAAUAAGUAACUUUUGUUAUUUGAAACGUAAAGCAAAAAAAAAAAAAUAUAUAUAUAUAUAUAUAUAUGACAUGAUUCUAUUAUUUUGCUUGACCUUGUGGAGUCUGAUGGGUGUGUCUGGUGUUGAUGUAGUGAAGUCAGAGUCAGAGUCAGUGAUGGAGGGAGAUUCUGUCACUCUCAGGACCGAUGUUACUGAAAUACUGAAACAUGAAGAGAUCGAUUGGAGGUUUGGAAAAAUUCUCAUAGCUAACAUCAACAUGAAGGAGAAUAAGAGCACGCUUUAUAAUACCAGUGUUACUGAGAGAUUCAGAGGCAGACUGAAGCUGGAUCAGACUGGAUCUCUGAUCAUCAUGAACACCAGAACCACAGACUCUGGAGAAUAUAAAGUCACCAGCAUCAGCCGAGACACACCGCUCAUCACAUUCAAUCUUACUGUCUAUGCUCGUCUGCCUGUUCCUGUCAUCAGCAGUAACACUUCUCAAAAUUCAUCAUCAUCAGGAUCAUUGUCCGGUUGUGUGUUUGUGUGUUCAGUGGUGAAUGUGAGUGCUGUGACUCUCUCCUGGUACAAAGGAAACAGUUUAUUGUCCAGCAUCAGUGUGUCUGAUCUCAGCAGAAGACUUUCUUUACAUCUGGAGUGUCUAGAUGAUUUCUACAGCUGUGUGGUGAACAAUCCCAUCAGAAACCAGACCACACAUCUCAACACUCAACUCUGUCAGACAUGUUCAGAACACUGUAUCUGCUGUUGCGGUUCUGUUGAAGCUGUGAUCCGAUUGGCUCUCUCUGCUCUGGUGGGCGUGGCUACUGUUGCUAUGCUGAUUUAUGACAUCAGAUCCAGAAGUCUUCAACAGAAGAGAGAGCAGACUUCACCAUCAGACACUGAUUAAACAGAUACUCAGAAAUGUGGAGAUGUUCUUAAAUUACUAGACAUUGUUACAGGAAUAUAAUUUACUUUUUUUUUCUUUUUCUUGUUUAGUUUUCUUUUUUUUUUAUGUCGGUUGUGUGUGUAUAUCACUUUUCAUAAUACAAAUUUUGAAAUUCUGAAAUAAUGUUUUUCUGAAUACUGUUGUAAGAUGACUACAGACCCAAGACUGCUUCUCAGUUAGAAAAUGAUCUCUAAAUAUGUCUAAAUAAAAGCUUUAGGAAGCUUUUAUUUCAAAAGCUUGUUUGCUGACAUAUUGUUAAGUGUUGUAAGACUGUACUUUGUUUUAUUAGUUUACUAGAAUAUGAAAGAAUAGUGAUAUUACUAUCCCCAUUUCAUCACUUGUUAUUUUUAGACAACACAGAAUAAUGUGAUGAUAUAAAUAAAACAAUUGCCAUAAGCCAUGAUUUAUAUUCAGCUAAUACAAUUUGUGUGCUUUCUAGUAUAGGUAGCCUAAAUAUAUACAAAUGUGAACUUUAUCAUGUUGGUUUCUUUUUUCUUUUAAUGUUUUCUCAGACUUCAUAUUGAUUGUGUUGUUCUUAGUGUGAACAGACAGGCUUUAAUAAGUGGGAAUAUUUUCCUUUAAAUAGACAAACUAUUAUUUUUACAAAUUUUCAUUUCUUUUUAAGUGAAUAUACAUUUUCAAUAAUUGAUAUUU
Molecule: messenger RNA, 1682 nt
Organism: Carassius gibelio (silver crucian carp)
Lineage: Eukaryota; Metazoa; Chordata; Actinopteri; Cypriniformes; Cyprinidae
Exons: 4
Coding region: 177-989 (270 amino acids)
Source: RefSeq, a predicted model, not a curated record